AUGGCUAUCUUCAUAUACCUAUCAAGUGGCAAAUCAUUAUCUCUGAAUGAUCCCCGUAUAUGUCCCAUCGCGGGGGAGUUUGGCCGCAUCGAGGCACCAUUGGGAGCUGAUAUUCAGGGGCUUUGGCCUUUACAAGGCCGGAGUACCGCUCCAUGGGGAGGACCUGAGAGAACGGAUGAAGCCGGGCAUGGCGGAGAAUUUUGCUGGGGAGAGACAGUUAGAACUGCUUUGCAAAAGAUUGCAUUAUUCAAGCAUCGCCUUGGCACGGGCGUUGGCAGGCAACGCGGAGAUAAGCCAACUCGAGCUCCGAACCAACACGCCAACACCAAGGGUCGUUCUCGUCAACCAAGUACUCCUCUUAGAGAAUCGGAUUUCCAGAAUCCCACCGCAAACAUGGCGAUUCUAUCAGCAGUUACAAUGAUUCGCAGCUUGUCGUUAUUCCACGUCACGCUUGCCGCGCUGCUCUUGAAGAAUCCCGCCAUUAUUGCAAAGCAAGGAGUCGUCCUGGUCCUAGGACAGGCUAUGCAACUCCCCAAUCCCCGCGACUUCAACACGCCCACCGCAGCCACCGCUUUCCUCGCCGUGCUCUUCGCCUUCAUUGGCCUCACCGACCUGACCGCCCUCUCCCUCUCAGACGAGGUCUUCGACCAAUUCUGGGGCACACAGACACCCGUACGCCUCGUGUUUCUGUUUGCUCUCACCGGAUAUGCAUACGUGUCCAAGGAGGGCGGUAUGUUUGCGCCAAGGACGCAUGAGUACGCCAUGCGUUCUGGUGCCGGUCUGAGUAACAGCAUCAUCUUCACAUGGGGCUUCUUUGAACUUGUCUUGUGGUUCUUUGUUUAUACGUCGCUACGCCAAGAGAAACAGGAGAAGCUGAACAAGAUCAUCGAGCAGCGAAAGGCGGAGGAAAAGGAUCGAUUGUAA
This is a messenger RNA of Plenodomus lingam JN3, 924 nucleotides long. RefSeq lists its product as uncharacterized. The record is from RefSeq and is a predicted model, not a curated record. Lineage: Eukaryota; Fungi; Ascomycota; Dothideomycetes; Pleosporales; Leptosphaeriaceae.